CUUUCUUCUCCCUGCAAGAAGAGUACAAAGGUGAAGCAGGAGCAGCAGCAGCAAUAAAGAAACAGAAUGAAUGCGAAGGGCACGGCUAUAGUCGUGGCUGUGAUAGUCUGUGCUACGAUUGUUGAAGGUUUUCCUAUGUUUAAAGGGGGACGAUGUCUUUGCAUAGGCCCUGGAGCAAAAGCAGUGAAAUUGACAGAUAUUGAGAAAGCCUCUAUCAUCUACCCAAGUAACAGCUGUGACAAAAUUGAAGUGAUUAUUACCUUGAAAGCACAUAAAGGACAACAAUGUCUGAACCCCAGAUCAAAGCAAGCAAGCUUUAUAAUCAAGCAAGCUGAAAGAAAGAAUUUAAAACAUCGAAACAAAUGAAGUUUUGGAAAAGAGGAUUUGAUAAACUAGAACAAGUUUAAUUUUGACUACUGAAAUGAUAAGAAUUCUGCAAUAGAAAUCUGACUUCCUCUUGCCUAUUGCAACGUACAUUCAUGCAUUUCUACGUUAGAGAACCUCUGAGGAGAUUUGAUUUGUGUGACUAUUUUUCCUGUGACUGUAAAAACUUUUCUAUUUCUAAAAGGCAUCUGUGUGCACUUGAGUUAUAGUUCAUAUCACUAACUAUGGUUACAAUUGAGACAUUAAUUACUAGAGACAAGCCCUUAGGAAUCAAAAGCAUCCAUGUGUGUAGUAAAACAUUUCUCCAAUAUUUUUUCAUAUAAUUUAUACAUUUCUUUCUCCAAAUAUCAUGUAACACAUAAGUAUCUAGGAAAAAACUUCUUUUUUGGUGGGGAAGUACUAGGGAUUGAACUCAGGGGCACUCGACCAACAAACCACAUCCCCAGCCGUAUUUUGUAUUUUAUUUAGAGACAGGGUCUCACUGAGUUGCU
This is a messenger RNA of Sciurus carolinensis (gray squirrel), 875 nucleotides long. RefSeq names its product C-X-C motif chemokine ligand 11 (gene Cxcl11). The coding region runs from base 67 to 366 and encodes 99 amino acids. The record is from RefSeq and is a predicted model, not a curated record. Gene Ontology annotation, biological process: antimicrobial humoral immune response mediated by antimicrobial peptide; cellular response to lipopolysaccharide; inflammatory response. Gene Ontology annotation, molecular function: chemokine activity; CXCR chemokine receptor binding. Lineage: Eukaryota; Metazoa; Chordata; Mammalia; Rodentia; Sciuridae. The transcript has 4 exons. Gene Ontology annotation, cellular component: extracellular region.